Molecule: messenger RNA, 1164 nt
Organism: Sinocyclocheilus anshuiensis
Lineage: Eukaryota; Metazoa; Chordata; Actinopteri; Cypriniformes; Cyprinidae
Gene: il2rgb
Product: interleukin 2 receptor, gamma b
Exons: 8
Coding region: 20-1060 (346 amino acids)
Biological process (GO): immunoglobulin mediated immune response; cytokine-mediated signaling pathway
Cellular component (GO): external side of plasma membrane
Molecular function (GO): cytokine receptor activity; protein binding
Source: RefSeq, a predicted model, not a curated record
CAGACGCUCAGAGGAGAGCAUGACUUACAUUCACACAUCAAAACUAUAUUUUGGGCUUUUGUUCUUGAUUCUGUCCUUUCAACAAUGCUGUUCAACAGUUGAUCUGAGUGUGCAGUGUAAGAUCAUCAAUCUUGAGUAUGUGGAGUGCUUCUGGCACCCAAACAUACCAACAAUGAACUACACCUUCAGCAGUGCAUUUCUACAUGAUCCCUCACAAGACUGUCCAGAAUACAUAAUGGAGCACAGUUACACUGUAGGCUGCAGAAUUCCUCUCAAAAACCCUGAUCGGAGGUUUACACAAUUUUCUACAAAUGUAUCCACUGAAAGAAACCACACUUUUGCAAAAACGUUUAAUUCCAUCAAGAGAAAAGUGCAGCUAAACCCACCCUAUAACCUCUCAGUGGUGUGGAAUAAGCAGGACGGCACACUUUCACUGCAGUGGAACAGCAGUUACCCCCUCCCAAAAAACUGUGUAGUCUAUAUGGUGCGCAACCAGAAAGACACAAGACAGUCCUCAAACGUGACAGGAACAUCAUACAGUCUGUCUCAGGUCUCACAGAACAAGCCCUAUGUUUUCCAAGUGCGGAGCACUGUUGCUGAUGUCUGCAGUGCUUCAGAUCUCUGGAGUGACUGGAGUGACCCGGUGGAGUCGGGCACCGGGAACAGCAGACAAGGCAGGUGGCAGGGGCUUUAUGUUGUUCUGUCAGUCCUUCUGCUGUUUCUGCUGGGUUUGAUGUUGUGCUAUUGUGAGAGGAAAAAGAUCAUCUUACUUCCAGUCGUGCCUGACCCUAGCAAGAACCUACAGGAUUUGUUUCAUAAACAUGAUGGAAAUGUUGAGAGCUGGGUUCACAUCUCCAGAGAGCUGAAGGAAGCCUUUGAGCCUGACUACACAGAGCCGUCCUGUGACGUGUGUGAGGUUACACCCUCUUGUGACGCCGGUCUCACACCUGUGGCCAGUCCUGCUUCUCAAACUGACAACUGUGAUGAACCAAGCACUGAAAAAGAGCCUGCAGAUGAACCAAGCACUGAAGAAGAGCAUGCAGGACAGCAGAGCUCUUAAGCCAAAGUGGUGUUAACCACUGUCAGCUCAUUCUUACUGAACAUGCUACAUUUUAAUGUUUUCCUUUGCACGUUUAUUUUACCUCAUUCAUAUCUCAUUUUAUG